CCGUCAUGUCACGCAUACUUUCAACUCGUUCAUAAGACAAGUACAGAUACAAAUAUAAGGUAAAGUACAGAUUUUAGCGACUAAUAGUAACAGGCAGGUAGCCUCUGCAAUCUGUGGAGAGCAUAAAUGCCAGAGAAUGGACUUGCCACGUCUUCCACCUCAUGAUGGAUCUGUGUUGUCUGUCGUGGACAUGCACACGGGAGGAGAGCCGCUGCGCAUCAUCACGGGUGGAUAUCCCAAGAUUGAGGGCGAGACGGUGUUGUCCAAACGACGCUUUGUGCGAGAACAACUGGACCACCUGAGAAAAUUGCUGAUGUUCGAGCCCCGUGGUCACUAUGAUAUGUACGGUGCCCUGCUGGUUCAAAGUGAGAUACCUGAAGCAGAUCUGGGGGUUCUCUUUAUGCACAACGAAGGGUAUAGUACUAUGUGCGGGCACGCAGUCAUUGCGCUUGGCCGAUUCGCGGUGGAUUACGCUCUCGUGAAAACUCCCAGUGCUCCGGAAACCCAGGUGAACAUCCACUGUCCGUGCGGCCUGGUGAAGGCCUUCGUGGAGUAUUCCGACGGCAAGACUGGAGCAGUGAGGUUUCACAGCGUCCCAGCUUUUGCUUUUGCAACGGAUGUGAAGGUCACUGUACCUGGACACAGUGAAGUCACAGUGGACAUAAGCUAUGGAGGGGCUUUUUAUGCUUUUGUCAGCGCUGAAAGGUUUGGACUUGAUGUCAAUACGUCAAGGACAAGGGACCUAGUGGAUGCAGCCACUGCAGUGACCAAUGCUGUCAAAACUCAGGUGAAGCUAAGGCAUCCAGUGCAUGAGGAUCUGUCCUUCCUGUACGGGACCAUCCUCACCGAUGGCAAAGACAGCUUCUCCGAUGAGCCAACAGCCAACAUGUGUGUGUUCGCUGAUGCACAGGUUGACCGCAGUCCUACGGGGUCUGGAGUGACGGCUCGUAUUGCUCUUCAGUUCCACAAAGGCUUGGUCCAGCUCAACCAGAGCAGGACCUUCAAGAGUGGGGCGACAGGAUCCAUCUUCACUGGCAAAGCAGUCCAGGAAACCACAUGUGGGGACUUCAAGGCUGUGGUGGUUGAGGUCGGAGGUCGCGCACACUACACUGGUGUGGCAAGCUUUGUGCAGGAGAGUGACGAUGACCUAAGCCAAGGAUUCCUUCUCAGAUGAGCCGUCAUUUCAGACACAGCCACAUGGAGCAUUGAGUGUCUCUUAUGAAAUAGAUGAGGAGGUGAAAUUCAUAUCAAUCAAUCAUCAGACAGUUACUCAAUCUGUGGUGAUUUCAUCUGAAAGUCUGAAAAAAUUCUACAAACUUCACCAAACUACGGUAAUCUAGAUUAAUAGCACUUCACAACACAAUGUUCUGCUGUCUGGAAUGAAGGAGUUGUAAAUUAUAUGUCAGGGUAUAUGUUUGUUUUCUCCAGAAUGGAUCUGACCCAAAUCUGAUAUGGCAGAUAUGUUCCAGACCAGACAUCCAGUUCAACAUGGCAAACAUUUGUGAACAUUUUCAAACAGUUUUUCAUUUGCAUGAUAUUCAUUUCAAACGUUUGUGAAAACACACCUAGAAACAUGCAGUAGGUAGUUCUCUAUGGAGUGUUCUCACCUGGACAUUGAACUAUGGGUCACUGUUUAAACAAACAGUUCGUAAAUUUUACACAGCAUAUACAGUACCACUUUAAAAAUAAACAAAAAUAAAUAUGUUCACCUCUGUUUACCUCAGGGGUGCCUCUGUUCCGGUGCUCUGUAAGCCUAGUCUGUUGACAUGAUGGUCCAAAAUACAGGGCCUAUAAAUCUAAUAAAAUUGUAUACUUUACAAAGGAUAUGUGAAUGUAGGUGAAAUAACAUGCCUGCUUUGUAAUAAUGAACAUUGGCUGAAUUGUAUAAUUGACAUUGGCUUAAUCCCGAUCUCAUACCUACGGUCUAAGCCUUAUACCCUGAAAGACUUAACUGACAUCCGUCAUACAUGUAAGUGAUAAAGUUUGCAAGGCUGUAAGGGUUCAAAAUGCUAUUAUCAGGCAUGGGAGACGUACCUGUGACCCAUCAUUAAAUUGACAACACCAAAAAUGUGUUGCAGACAUGUU
Molecule: messenger RNA, 2085 nt
Organism: Alosa alosa (allis shad)
Lineage: Eukaryota; Metazoa; Chordata; Actinopteri; Clupeiformes; Clupeidae
Product: trans-L-3-hydroxyproline dehydratase
Exons: 6
Coding region: 137-1174 (345 amino acids)
Molecular function (GO): hydro-lyase activity
Source: RefSeq, a predicted model, not a curated record